This is a messenger RNA of Bipolaris zeicola 26-R-13, 1617 nucleotides long. RefSeq lists its product as uncharacterized. The record is from RefSeq and is a predicted model, not a curated record. NCBI's taxonomy places the organism in Eukaryota, Fungi, Ascomycota, Dothideomycetes, Pleosporales, Pleosporaceae. Gene Ontology annotation, biological process: carbohydrate transport; transmembrane transport. The transcript is spliced from 5 exons. Gene Ontology annotation, molecular function: carbohydrate:proton symporter activity. Bases 1 to 1617 code for a protein of 538 amino acids. Gene Ontology annotation, cellular component: membrane.
AUGGCGAAAUCCAAGGAACCACAUGUCAGUACGACCGCGGAGCAUGCCUCCAACAAGAAUGUUGUGUCAGAAAUCGCCAUUGUCGCAGGUUCGGAGGCAAUUGCAGAAGCCAGAUUGAAAGAGCCCGUAAAGCUCUUCACCAGCUCGGCCAUCCUGCUUUACAUUUGCGGGUUUGUUGGCUUCUUUUGCUCCACCUGCAACGGAUUCGAUGGCUCCAUGUUCGGUGCUCUUCUCACCAAUAAGCAAUUCAAGGAAUACUAUAAUGUCCAAAGUACCGGUGCUUGGGCUGGUAUCGUGACAUCAAUGUAUCAGAUAGGGGGUGUUGUCGUGCUUCCUUUCAUCGGCCCGGCUUGUGAUACCUGGGGCCGCAGGGUCGGUAUGGUUAUCGGAGGCACUCUUGGUUGCAUCGGUGUAAUUAUCCAAGCGACUUCCCCCGCUUCGAGCCCUGUAGGGCAAUUCAUGGGCGGUCGUUUUCUGCUUGGAUUUGCCGUCCCGAUAAUGUCGACUGCCGGACCCGUGUACGUCAUCGAGACUGCGCAUCCGUCUCAUCGCGGUGUCAUAACUGGUCUUUACAAUACGUUCUGGUUUGUUGGAUCGAUUCUUGCAGCCGGCGUUACGCGUGGAUCUGCGAAUCUUGCAGGCAAUCAGUCCUGGAAAAUUCCUGUGUGGAUGCAGAUGCUCUUUCCAGGCCUUCUCGUUGUACUACCCUGGUUCUUACCCGAAUCGCCUCGCUGGCUUUACACUCGUGGCAAACAGACAGAAGCCAAGAAAAUUCUUUCAAAGUAUCAUGGCUGUGGCAAUGAGGAUAGCAUAUGGGUCUCCAUGCAAGUCCAUGAGUAUAACAUCUAUCUAAACAUGGAUGGAGGUGAUAAGCGCUGGUGGGAUUACAGGUCUCUCUUCAUGAGCCGCCCAGCCCGCUACCGUCUUGCUUGCAACUGCGUAGUGUCCAUCGCUGCUCAAUGGGCCGGAAAUGGAGCCGUGGAUUAUUUCAUUGCGGGAGUGCUUGAAUCGGCUGGUGUUACAUCAGAGAUCAAGCAAAUGAACAUCAACCUGGGCAAGAGCUGCAUGCAACUUACCUUUGCUGUCAUUGGUGCUACGUUCGUUGACAAGCUCGGCCGCCGACCCAUGUUGAUAGGCACAUUCAGUAUCAUCAGCUUCGUCUGGGUUGCUGCUAUUGGGGCAGUCUCGUAUCAGAACAGUCACCACAGUAUCCCUGCUGGCAACGCCUUUGUCGCACUAGUAUUUCUCUUCAACGCCGUCUUCGCCUUUGGUAUUACGCCGCUCCAAGCCCUCUACCCAGUCGAGGUGCUCUCUUUUGAGAUACGAGCCAAAGGCAUGGCAUUCUCGCAGGUUGCGCUCCAAGCGGCUAUGUUGAUCAACCAAUUCGCGUAUCCUGUCGCUCUGAGAAAUAUCGGCUGGAAGCUGUAUAUUGUCUUUGCCUGCUGGUGCCCCGUCCAGGCAUUCGUUGUCUGGCUCUUCAUUCCAGAGACCAAGAACCGUACUCUUGAAGAAAUCGAUGACAUCUUUAAUGCACCGAAUCCAAGAAACGCAUCGCUUAUGAAGAAGAAGGUUGCUGUUGAUGGACAAGGAAAUGUUCUUGAGCAUGAGAAGAUCUAA